Molecule: messenger RNA, 23807 nt
Organism: Coregonus sp. 'balchen'
Lineage: Eukaryota; Metazoa; Chordata; Actinopteri; Salmoniformes; Salmonidae
Source: the annotation of a GenBank genome assembly
AAUAGCUAGUCCAGUCAUCAUGCCAUCUCAUGAUCUGACUUUGUAGCAGUUAAGUUAGCUGGUAGUUAGGGUUUCUCUGUUUUAGAUCACACCUACGUUUUGCAAUGUCUUCUAUCCUGGAUGAAUACGAAGACUCGCAGAGCAUCAGGCACCCUGUGCAACACAGUAGCCGCCUGUCUGCUGCCAACAUCGGCAUAACACACUCAGGUACUGAGGCGAGGCUACGGGCCUUUCAAAUGGGUCUGUUUAUGAUAAGGCUCUAUUGUUUGGACUAUCUUUAUUGUUGAAUUUAUGCACCGAAUUACUUUAAUAUAGCUAGUAGAAUUAUUAUAUGUAUUAAUGUUCCGCUUGAUACCGAUUUGAUAAUAUGGAAUCGAUGUUGGCAAUUAUGUAGCGCAUUCAUAAACGCUAGCUAGCGAACUACCUUUAGUGCGUAUUGACGAAAGUAUCUUCUGACCUAGCCCUUGACCAUGACUCUCAGUUCCAUUACUUUACACAUAAGAGUCAUUGGACGAAGGCGUCUUCUGUACGAGGGAGUUUGGUUAAAGGGUUAUUUAUAUCUGCGUCUCUGAACACCGGUGUGUAAAUGGAAGACGGAUGCCACAAACGUGUUGCCACUGAAAAUUACUGGCUGCAACUGUGUUAAACCCUAUUAAAACAGUGUAGAGUAAGUGUAUAUUUUGCAUUUGUAAAAUAAUUUUGAUGUGAUAUGAAAGCAGAGGGCUUUAUGUUUCUAGAACCAUACCGGAAUUGAGAAUCGAUUGAUGUUUAGAUGGAGUAUUUGGCUGUUUUGGCUGCCAGAGCCAAUUCGCCUCUAAACAGAACAUGUAAGGUCCUUGGACUAUAAGGAGUAAUGUUAGCCUCAUUUAGGCCAUUAUUGGGCUAGCGAUGAUGAUUGACAUAAGUGACAAUAUUAAUAGUUGCUUCUGAUUCUUUGCAGGGUUUGUGAAUGUGAGACUAGAAGAGGAGAAACCGAUAUUCAACAAACAGAGGAUUGAUUUCUCACCCCCAGAGAAAAUCAACCACUUCGCUGUCUGCAACAAUCAGCUAUGCAUGAGUUUAGGGAAGGACACUCUUCUGAGGUAGGGGACACUUUUAUCUGCAACAUCCCCCCCCCCCCCCUAGUGAUCCAGUGUUUUCAUGGUGUUGUGAAUAGCCCUGUCCAAUGUUCCCUCUAAGCUGUGUGUGUGUGUGUGUGUGUGAGGAAGUCCUGGCUCUAGGACUGCCACGCAGAAGAAAUACCUGCCCGCGCAGAGAGACGCACAAGUUUGAACUUCACUGAGUUCACCCUGUUAGUUUACACUAUAUUUAUAUCAACAUUUUCCUCUGUGGGACUUGUGAUUGAAUCAACAUAGUAUCACCCCCCCCCCCUUUGAAUGCAAACAAAUCUAACAUUGCAAGAUUGAGUUAGUGAUUUUGUUGUGGACAUUGCGCAUCCAGAGAGGUUAAGCGAGAGGCCAAAAUCUGUAUAAAAUAAGCCCAAUGCAUUUCUAUGGGCUUAUUUUGGACCUAAGCUUGUCGCCUGCCUUCACGCCUUUGGGACAACAACUUCCAUUGUUAGGGCGAAGACAUGAGCAACUCAUUAUAGACAGAUGUCUGGCGCAUCGGAGGAGAAUUCUGACCGGUAGCCUACAAGUGGUGUUUUUCCGGUCGUGGGUGGAUGCGUUUAUCAGCUCAGAGCGCAUAGUGACGUGUGCACGUUUGUUGAUAUUCUUUGCAAGUUAUUAGCCCAGAUAUAUAGUGAAUUAUUAGUUAGCAAUGGGAGAGUGAUUGCGUCCUAAAAGAGGACAAAACUGGUAGGCCUACAUUUCUAGCUGUUUUUGAAAAAUGAGUCUGGUAAAUAGCUGGUUUAUGUCUUAAAGUGGCAGUGUUGUAUUUUGAGAGGCUGGAAUUUGGAAAGAAGCCAUCAUGCAGAGAGAGGGUGGCCUACAUUUCUGUCUAAUUGACUGUAUGGUGAUAAUAAUUGAUUUUAUUUUAUAAAUUGGUUUCUUGCAUCAUACAACACAAUAAAAUGCUAUUUUCAGUCACCUAUUUGGCCUAUGGUGUUACAGACCAGUAAAACAUCAGUCCUACUUGUGUAAGUGGCUAAAAAGGUUAAUGUCAAGCCUCACAUGUUUUUAGAAAGUUUCAUGCCAGCAACAAACACUGACACUACACAUCCAAGUAUAUCUGAACAAAUUAUGAAAGGCAAGAAUUGUAAUUUUGAAUUCAGUAAAGUGAGCGUGGAAGAGGUGAAAAGAUUGUCUAUCAACAAUGACAAGCCACCGGGGUCUGACAACUUUGAUGGAAAAUUACUCCGGAUAAUAGCAGACGAUAUUGCCACUCCUAUUUGCCAUAUCUUCAAUUUAAGCCUACUAGAAAGUGUGAGCCCUCAGGCCUGGAGGGAAGCAAAAGUCAUUCCGCUACCUAAGAAUAGUAAAGCCCCCUUUACUGGCUCAAAUAGCCGACCAAUCUGCCUGUUACCAACCCUUAGUAAAGUUUUAGAUUUUUUUUUGACCAGAUACAAUGCUAUUUUACAGUAAACAUAUUGACAACAGACUUUCAGCACGCUUAUAGGGAAGGACAUUCAACAAGCACAGCACGUACACAAAUGACUGAUGAUUGGCUGAGAGAAAUUGAUGAUGAAAAGUUUGUGGGGGCUGUUUUGUUAGACUUCAGGUUAUGGCAUUAAACCCCCUGCUAUAUUGUGGAUAAAGAGUUACCCGUCUAACAGAACACAGAGGGUGUUCUUUAAUGGAAGCAUCUCCAACAUAAUCCAGGUAGAAUCAGGAAUUCCCCAGGGCAGCUGUCUAGGCCCCUUACUUUUUUCAAUCUUUACUAACUACAUGCCACUGGAUUUGAGUAAAGCCAGUGUGUCUAUGUAUGCGGAUGACUCAACACUAUACACGUCAGCUACUACAGCAACUGAAAUGACUGCAACACUUAACAAAGAGCUGCAGUUAGUUUCAGAAUGGGUGGCAAGGAAUAAGUUAGUCCUACAUAUUUCAAAAACUAAAAGCAAUGUAUUGGAACAAAUAAUUCACUAAACCCUAAAUCUCAACUAAAUCUUGUAAUAAAGUAUGUGGAAAUUGAGCAAGUUAAGGUGACUAAACUGCUUGGAGUAACCCUGGAUUGCAAACUGUCAUGGUCAAAACAUAUUGAUACAACAGUAGCUAGGAUGGGGAGAAGUCUGUCUAUAAUAAAGCGCUGCAUUCUUAACAGCACUAUCAACAAGGCAGGUCCUACAGGCUCUAGUUUUGUCGCACCUGGACUACUGUUCAGUCGUGUGGUCAGGUGCCACAAAGAGGGACUUAGGAAAAUUGCAAUUGGCUCAGAACAGGGCAGCACGGCUGGCCCUUGGAUGUACACAGAGAGCAUGUCAAUCUCUCCUGGCUCAAAGUAAAGGAGAGAUUGACUUCAUCACUACUUGUAUUUGUGAGAGGUAUUGACAUGUUGAAGGUACCGAGCUGUCUGUUUAAACGACUAGCACACAGCUCAGACACCCAUGCAUACCCCACAAGACAUCUCACCAGAGGUCUCUUCACAGUCCCCAAGUCCAGAACAGACUAUGUGAGGCGUACAGUACUACAUAGAGCCAUGACUACAUGGAACUCUAUUCCACAUCAGGUAACUGAUGCAAGCAGUAGAAUCAGAUUUUUAAAAAACAGAUAAAAAUACACCUUAUGGAACAGCGGGGACUGUGAAGCAACACAAACAUGCAUACACACACAUGAUAACAUACGCACUAUACACACCCAUACACAUGGAUUUUGUGUUGUACAUAUGUGGUAGUGGGGUAUGGGCCUGAGGGCACACACUUAGUGUGUUGUGAAUUAUGUUAUGAAUGUUUUAAAAAUGGUAUAACUGCCUUAAUUUUGCCGGACCCCAGGAAGAGUAGCUGCUGCCAUGGCAGCAGCUAAUGGGGAUCCAUAAUAAAUACAAAUACCUGCAUUGAACACCAUAUAUAGGCUAUUGUACGCUAUGUCAUAGAAAUAAAUAGGCUCUAUUGGUUUUGAUGAUAGGCCACUCUUAUAGGCCUACAUUAUGCUCAAAUAUCCACAGUAGCCUACUUGGCCACACCAUAAAACUGUUACUUCAGUGUUCACAGUAAACAUACGCUGGAAGUUGCACAGAAUACUCACACGUUUCUGUUCACAAGACGUGAAAUUUGCUCAGUGCCUAAUUUUUUUGAAGGAACAUUGGCCCUGUCACUCAUGCCUAUCUGUGUGAGAAGAACCGAACGUGUGAAUGGUGCAGUUUGUAUCUCGAUGUGAUCGCUAAGUGAUUGGAUUAAAGGGUUAAGGGUUGAUCAUGUCAGUCAUUCAGGGUGAUCGGUAAAGGAUUAUCAUGGUGUUGAUUUGAGUGCCUACUGUGAAACAUUGGAUUGGUAUAAUGAUGAUGAUAAUGUCAUGACUGUCCACGAGAAUCCAAAUAGGUCAGAUCAGGUGUGCAAUGAAUAACUUCAAUCAGACCCCCUCUCACCCGUAGAGGGGGGUUAACAGCUCACGCCCGGUCGUAAAUCAAGGGAGAAGGCCCAUGCUCUCCUUCUCAAGAUCCCCUAAGGAAUGUAUUUUUUUAACCGACUUUUUCCCACUGAAACUUUAACACGUUCAAAAGCAAGUACUGGAACAAUAUUUCCAACAUAGAACGUGUGGAAUGGUCGGAGGCAAUCUACAUAACACUAAUGUUAUUUUGUGAUGUCAUUACAAAUGUUAUAAAGGAAAUACUGUAACUUAUACAGGAAAGUAUACCCACUACAUGUAGGAAGUUUCCAUCCUAUACGUUGUGCAUGUAAUAUGAAAAAUGAUUAAAGUAUUUUUGUUAAGAGAGGGAUUUGAGAACGCUAUAAGAGAGAAUUGUUUUCCAUAAGCUUUGCACAGUAAGUAGUCACGCCCCCGAGUGAGGUCAGAGAGCGUGUCAGCCUGACGGAACCGGCCCUUUCGAGCAGAGUGUAUAAAAGGAUGGGUUACGAAUUAACAUAUGAGACCAGAAAGACGUCGAGCUGCAGCUCACGUUCAAAGUGGUUCAAACCCAGAAUCUCAACACGAGGUAGAGAAGAAAACUCCCCUACCGGACAAUCACUGGUACGGCUGAUUAGCUGUCCUAAGUACCGUAUCUAGAAAAUAGAAUUUAAGUGGGACCAUUCUACUACUCUUUUCAAACCAUCCUAUUACGCUACUCUCAUCACCCCACUGGGGACCAUCGACACAGCUGGCUAGCCUAUCUUCAAAGACGCAACUUCAAGAGCGACGGGAAGAAAAAUCUAUUCUGUAGUUCUGUUCGGGACUACAUGACAAAGAUUAAAGACUGGACAAUUAAGAAGGACAUUGUGACCCCUUGUGGACAAUCAGAGCCUUACAAGCAUGCCGCAGAAAGGCCCAACCAACCCCUGUCCAAGAGGUAUACGAAUACAUUCAUGAUUUCUUACUCCAAAUGGGUGGCGGUUCGUGUGCAAAGUAUAUCAUUACUGUGAGAGUAGUUUCUAACUGUACCAAAGUAUUAUGUCCCUAUCCCUCUCUGCAUGUACCGUAUUGGUGUCUAAGAUGAGUGAACAUGACUUUAUAAAGGAGUUUAUGAAGUUUUCCUCUGUAUGUUGUUCCAGGAUUGACCUUGCCAAGCCCGACCAGCCCAACCAGAUAGAACUGGGGAGGAAGGAUGACAGCAGAGUACACAAGCUCUUCUUGGACCCCACAGGUGAGAACCAGCGAGCUCUUCUUUGACUCCACAGGUGAGAACCAGGGAGCUCUUCCUGGACCCCAGAAGUGAGAACCAGGGAGCUCUUCCUGGACUCCACAGGUGAGAACCAAGGAGCUCUUCUUGGACCCCACAGGUGAGAACCAGGGAGCUCUUCCUGGACCCCACAGGUGAGAACCAGGGAGCAGGAAAAUAAAGUAGAAUACCAGCACAGUACUCCCAGAGAUGGAAUGGUCCUCAUCAGGAUCCUCCAAUUCAUUCAUGUUUUACCUAAUUGUCGGAUGAGUAAUUGUGCUGACUGAUACGUUUUCCAUACUUAUCAGGUAAAUUAUCACCAGAGUUUGGCAUUUUUAUUCAUAGCUAAUUAAUGUGAGUAAUCAUCACACCAUUAUGGUUAAUCUAAUUAGUACCCCAAAUUAAUGACAGAAACGUCUGUACCAAUUCAAUUCCCGUACAUUUAUAAUUUGGUGUAUACUGAAAUAGGCUGAAUCUCAAACUGGAACACUUUGAUCACUCGAUAUGCAUGUUCACGAGUCAAUCUCAAACACUAGUUGUAGAGUCAUUGAGGACUCCACUGCGUCCUUCAGAGGCCUCUUUGUCGAGUGGGCAUCCUGUGCCGACUCCUUGCCCUUAGCAGCAAGUUCUUCCCAUGAAUCUCAGCGUGUUACCAAGCAACAACAUAGUUACUACAACUUUGCCCUAAAAAAUAGAAUAAAUGAAAAUAAAUCCGAAAUUUAUUUAGACGUUUUGGCCGAGGAGGUCUUAGUCGCGCAAUUGUACAUCAAGCUAAGGAGUUUAGUGCUUAAAGAAGUUGUAUUUCUGAAGUUUCAUAAUGCGCAUGAAAACCUGUCCAGCAUUAUCUUGCUAGCUCUAAGCCUGAGCCAGUCAUUUAUAUGAAGCAAAAGAGAUAACCAAACAGCUAAUGCAACACUAAAUGCAAUGCUCCUUCCAUAAGCAAUUUUUUGUUGUUGUGUUUUACCCCCUUUUUCUCCCCAAUUUUGAACUUGUCUCAACGCUGCAACUCCCCAACGGGCUCGGGAGAGUCGAAGGUUGAGUCAUGCGUUCUCCGAAACAUGACCCGCCAAACCGUGCUUUUUAACAUCCGCCCGCUUAACCCGGUAGCACCAAUGUGUCGGAGGAAACACCGUUCAACUGAUGACCGAAGUCAGCCUGCAGGCGCCCGGCCCGCCACAAGGAGUUGCUAGAGCGCGAUUAGCCAAGUAAAGCCCCGCCGGCCAAACCCUCCCCUAACCUGGACGACGCUGGGCCAAUUGUGCGCCGCCCUAUGGGACUCCCGGUCACUGCCGGUUGUGACAACCUGGGAUUGAACCCGGGUCUGUAGUGACGCCUCAAGCACUGCGAUGCGGUGCCUUAGACCGCUGCGCCAAUCAGGAGGCCUCAACAAGUUUCUUAUUAAUGAAGCAGCUGUCUGUUCUGAGUCAGUGCAGUAUCAAGCCAGCUGCUGAUGCACUUAGCUGAGGCCACCCAAAGUUACAACGUAGUGAAACUGAAAUACGGACUGACUGCUGCAAAAUAGUUUACGGCGGCAAUAAACCACUGAUAAUAUAUGUGUUACUGAUUAUUCCAUAGUAUUACAUCAGUCAUUACACAGUUCAAACACUGCUCUCUCCUCUCCUCCCCUGCAGGGUCCUACCUGGUGAUCUCUCAGUACCAGAUCUAACACUGCUCUCCCCUCUCCUACCCUGCAGGGUCCCCACCUGGUGAUCUCUCAGUACCAGAUCUAACACUGCUCUCCCCCUCUCCUCCCCUGCAGGGUCCCACUGGUGAUCUCUCAGUACCAGAUCUAACAACUGCUCUCCCCUCUCCUCCCAUGCAGGGUCCCCACUGGUGAUCUCUCAGUACACAGAUCUAACACCUGCUCUCCCCUCCCUCCCCUGCAGGGUCCCACCUGGUGAUCUCUCAGUACCAGAUCUAACACUGCCUCCCCCUCUCCUCCCCUGCAGGGUCCCACCUGGUGAUUUCUCUCAGUACCAGUGAGUGUCUGUAUCUGAACAGGAACACCCAGAAGGUGAGGUCUCUGUCCCGCUGGAGAGGACACCUCAUAGAGAGUCUAGGCUGGAACAAGCUACUGGGGACCGAGACCAACACUGGGCCCAUCCUAGUGGGAACCAGCCAGGGAAUCAUCUUCGAGGCUGAGAUCUCUGCUUCAGAGGGAAGCCUGUUUAACACCAACCCUGACCAGUACUUCAAACAGGUGAGAACACACACACACACACACACACACACACACACACACACACACACACACACAGUAGCUACUUCAAACAGGUCAGUGAUGGGAUAUGAAAAUAAACAUGAGUGACAAAAUACAGCAUCGCCCCAAGAUAAUGUUUUUUAGCUUGAACCCAUGGAAAGCCAUGCUAAUCAAACCUCUUUGACAUUCAAACUAAUUAAUCAAUGCUGAUUUAGUUACACUCCUUCAUGUGAACUUAUCCGCAGGCAGCAAGCUUUUGUUAACAGCUUUUUAUUACUGUAUUUGAUGUAGCAUUUAGAAAAUAUGUUUGCAAAACUAGUCCUUAUUAUAAUGAGUCAUGUAUGUGAUUGAAACACAGGUCCAUUCCCUGGAGGAGGAUGGGAAGCCAGCUCCAGUAUGCUGUAUGGAGGUGGAGCGAGGUCUGGAGUCUAAAGUCUUCAUCAUCGCCACCACCAGGAAGCGCCUGUUCCAGUUCGUAGGUCGCGUGGCAGAGGGGGUCAGAGCAGCAAGGCUUCAGCUCCAUCUUCUCACAGAACCAGGUCUGUUACAGCAGCUUCAUUAGACAACAGGGCUUGUAGCCCAAAUGGCAACCUAUUCACUAUAUAGUGCACUACUUUUGGUCAGAGCCUAAAGUAGUGCACUUGAUAGGAAAUAGAUGUGAAUAUGGCUCCAUUUCGGACGCAAACCAGAUAAAUGACUAUUUCACUUCAUACUAUACCUGUCCAUUUACACUUUAUGCACUUUUCUCACUUCUCUAAUCACCUCUAGCCACUAUGCCAUUUAUUGUUAUAACUUGUUUUAUAAACUGGGUGGUUCGAGCCCUGAAUGCUGAUUGGCUGACAGGCGUGGUAUAUCAGACCUUAUACCAUGGGUAUGACAAAAUAUUUAUUUUUUUACUGCGCUAAUUACAUUGGUAACCAGUUUAUAAUAGUGUAAAAUGUAAAAAAAAUGAUAAUAGCAAUAAGGCACCUCGGGGGUUUGUGGUAUAUGUCCAAUAUACCAUGGCUAAGGGCUGUGUCCAGGAACUCCGCGUUGCGUCGUGCAUAGGAACAGCCCUUAGCCGUGGUAUAUUGUCCAUAUACCACAGAGUGGUCUGGCCUUAUUGCUUAAAUAUAAAGCUGAUGCCCAGUUUCCAGAAGUAUAAUGAGUUAUCAUUUGUUAUAAGCAUGUAUAAGCCGUUAUAAUGUCUUAUAACAAUGCUUAUAAGAGGUUAUGCCUUUAUUACUACUAGGAGCUGCUGCCCAGCUUCCAGGAGUUUCCCUUUAACAUGGGCUACAGUGAGAUCACCUUCUACACUUCCAAGCUCAGGUCCUGCCCCAAGGCCUUCGCAUGGAUGAUGGGUAAUGGAGUUCUCUACGGUCAGCUGGACUACGUCAGGCUGGACUCACUGCUCAGUGAUGUGCAGGUACUGUUUUCUAUACUAUUAUAAAGUACUUUAUAUUUAGGAUAGUAUACUUUCAGGUUUGAUGUGCUGUAGAAGUAAGAUCCCCACAGGUGAUGUGUGUGUUCUGAAGGUCUAUUAAAUACAUUUUUUCAUUGGUCUUUCAAAAUCAAUUAUAUUGUACUCUUGAAAUUCAUAUUGCUGAUUUAACAAAAAAACAAUAAUACUUUCUUUCUCUCUCCAUCAGGUGUGGGAUUACACCCCAGACAUAGACUUUAGUUUCAACAAGCCCAUCUCCAUCGUGUUGACUCAGUUCCACUUUCUACUCCUCCUCCCUGACCGCGUCAAGGCCAUCUGCACCCUCAACGGACAGGUGGGCCUCUGACUCUGCUGCUGCGUAGGCCAGGUUACUGUAAAAGGUGUAGGCCAGGUUACUGUAAAAGGUGUAGGCCAGGUUACUGUAAAAGGUGUAGGCCAGGUUACUGUAAAAGGUGUAGGCCAGGUUACUGUAAAAGGUGUAGGCCAGGUUACUGUAAAAGGUGUAGGCCAGGUUUACUGUAAAAGGUGUGGCCAGGUUACUGUAAAAGUAAAAGGUGUAGACCAGGUUACUGUAAAAGGUGUAGGCCAGGUUACUGUAAAAGGUGUAGGCCAGGGUUACUGUAAAAGGUGUAGGCCAGGUUACUGUAAAAGGUGUAGGCCAGGUUACUGUAAAAGGUGUAGGCCAGGUUUACUGUAAAAGGUGUAGGCCAGGUUACUGUAAAAGGUGUAGGCCAGGUUACUGUAAAAGUGUAGGCCAGUUUACUGUAAAAGGUGUAGGCCAGGUUACUGUAAAGGUGUAGGCCAGGUUUACUGUAAAAGGUGUAGGCCAGGUUACUGUAAAAGGUGUUGGCCAGGUUACUGUAAAAGGUGUAGGCCAGGUUACUGUAAAAGGUGUAGGCCAGGUUACUGUAGGACAGGUUACUUUAAAAGGGGUGUAGGCCAGGUUACUGUAAAAGGUGUAUGCCAGGUUACUGUAAAAGCACUUUGUGACAACUGCUGAUGUAAAAAAUAGUGCACUAUUUUUGAUGAGAGCUCUGGUCAAAAGUAGUGCACUAUGAAGUAGUGCACUACUAUGAACUGUUCAACGUUGGUCUGACCAAUCGGAAUCUAGGGUUCAAGAUUGUUUUGAUCACAAGGACUGGGAUAUGUUCCGGGUUGCCUCUGUGAAUAGUAUUGACGUAUGCAUAGAGAAUGUUGUUCCCACUGUGAAGAUUAGAACUUAUCCAAACCAAAAACCGUGGACAGAUGGCAGUAUUAGAGCAAAACUGAAAGCGCGAACCACAGCAUUUAACCACGGCAGGGUGACUGGGAACAUGGACAUGUACAACCAGACCAGCUAUGACCUCCGUAAGGCAAUCGGAGGCAAAACGACCGUUCAGAAAAGUGGAGUCGCAAUUCACCAGCUCAGACACGAGACGUUUGUGGCAGAGACUCCAGACCAAUGUUCCCUCUAAGCUGCGGGCAUGCACAGCUCCCAUCGGACUGCCGUGCAGAAGAAAUAUCAGCCCGUGCAGAGAAGCACGAGAUUGAACUUCACUCAACUUUCUAGAGUUUUCCCCUUUAGUUAAACACUAUCAACGUUUCUCUCUACUGUGGGGAUUGUGCUCGAAUCAACGCAAUAUUAGCCACUUUCAAUGUAACAUACCGAAACAAAAUAAACUAUGCAAGACUUAAGUAUGCAAAGCUAACUGUGCAAGAGAUUUUCUUGUAGGCAGAGCGCAUUGGAGUAGGAUUCUAUUGCAAUGACAGACACGACUCAGGCCCAUACUGUACACAGACCGUUGCGCCAUAACCAAUCAGAGCUGCAGUAGGACUAUAUGCAAAUAGCCAUUGCCAUAUAUGGAUCUGUUCGAUUUACUUUGAACUGGACUGUGUUUACAGCAUGAGCAGUCGCAAGUAGAUGCACUUGUUUUUAGAUCAAAGCGAUAGCUGCAUGUAACCACCUGUGCACAUUUGUUCAUAUCCUUUGCUAGUUAGUGAGUUAUUAGCCCAGUUAUAGAUCAUUUCUAGUCAACAAUGGGGGAGUGGUUACUUCCUACAAGAGCACAAAAUGUGUGCAUUUCUAGAUAUCUUUGAAAAAGCAAGUCGGGUAAAGAGCUUUUUUUUUAUGUCUUAAAGGGGCAUUGUUGUAUUUUGAGACGGUCUUGAAGAAGCUAAGUAGCCAAUAGGCAGAGGGUAGCAUAAUUUGUCUGAUUCUCUGUAAUAAUGGUAUGAGAAUAAUAAUAAUUUUUAUUUUGUAAAGUGGGUUCUUGCAUCAAACAACACAACAUUUUCAGUCACCUCCUUGUCUGAAGGACAAGUGGAUAAACAGGUUAAUGUCAAGUCCUGAAUGUUGUUUUUCAAAAGUCUCAUGGAAUGUAGGCCUACAUUGAACACCACACAUUGGCUGCUACUGUAGGCUGAAUGAUAGAACUGCUAUUUCCAUGAUAAAACGUUAUGGGAUGCAUUUCUCUCCAUUGUUUUUGAUUGUAGGCCACUCCAGUAGGCCUACAUUAUGAUCAAAUAGCCACAGUAGCCUACUUGGCCACUGUUAAAACUGUAACUUAAAGCAGGUACAACCUGAGUGGGAACGGUCGUUAAGAUACUAACAGCUUACAGACGGUAGGCAAUUAAGGUCACAGUUAUGAAAACUUAGGACACUAAAGAGGCCUUUCUACUGACUCUGAAAAACACCAAAAGAAAGAUGCCCAGUGUCCCUGCUCAUCUGCGUGGACAUGCCUUAGGUAUGCUGCAAGGAGGCAUGAGGACUGCAGAUGUGGCCAGGGCAAUAAAUUGCAAUGUCCGUACUGUGAGACGCCUAAGACAGCGCUACAGGGGGACAGGACGGACAGCUGAUCGUCCCCGCAGUGGCAGACCACGUGUAACAAAACCUGCACAGGAUCGGUACAUCCGAACAUCACACCUGCGGGACAGAUACAGGAUGGCAACAACAACUGCCCGAGUUACACCAGGAACGCACAAUCCCUCCAUCAGUGCUCAGACCGUCCGCAAUAGGCUGAGAGAGGCUGGACUGAGGGUUUGUAGGCCUGUUGUAAGGCAGGUCCUCACCAGACAUCACCGGCAACAACGUCGCUUAUGGACCCAAACCCACCGUCGCUGGACCAGACAGGACUGGCAAAAAGUGCUCUUCACUGACGAGUCGUGGUUUUGUCUCCCUUGGGGUGAUGGUCGGAUUUGCGUUUAUCGUCGAAGGAAUGAGCGUUACACCGAGGCCUGUACUCUGGAGCGGGAUCGAUUUGGAGGUGGAGGGUCCGUCAUGGUCUGGGGCGGUGUGUCACAGCAUCAUCGGACUGAGCUUGUUGUCAUUGCAGGCAAUCUCAACGAUGUGCAUUACAGGGAAGACAUCCUCCUCCCUCAUGUGGUACCCUUCCUGCAGGCUCAUCCUGACAUGACCCUCCAGCAUGACAAUGCCACCAGCCAUACUGCUCAUUCUGCACGUGAUUUCAUGCAAGACAGGAAUGUCAGUGUUCUGCCAUUGCCAGCGAAGAGCCCGGAUCUCAAUCGUCCACGUCUGGGACCUGUUGGAUCGGUGGGUGAGGGCUAGGGCCAGGGCCAUUCCCUCCAGAAAUGCCUGGGAACUUGCAGGUGCCUUGGUGGAAGAGUAGGGUAACAUCUCACAGCAAGAACUGGCAAAUCUGGUGCAGUCCAUGAGGAGGAGAUGCACUGCAGUACUUAAUGCAGCUGGUGGACCACACCAGAUACUGACUGACUUUUGAUUUUGAUACCCCCCCCCCAUGUUCAGGGACACAUUAUUCAAUUUCUGUUAGUCACAUCUCUGUGAUUAUGUCUCAGUUGUUGAAUCUUGUUAUGUUCUUACAAAUAUUUACACAUGUUAAGUUUGCUGAAAAUCAACACAGUUGACAGUGAGAGGACGUUUCUUUUUUUGCUGAGUUUAUAUAUACACACACACAGUACCAGUCAAAGGUUUGGACACACCUACUCAUUCCAGGGUUUUUCUUUAUUUUUACUAUUUUCUACAUUGUAGAAUAAUAGUGAAGGCAUCAAGACUAUGAAAUAACACAUAUGGAGUAAUGUAGUAACCAACAAAGUGUUAUAUUUGAGAUUUUUCAAAGUAGCCACCCUUUGCCUUGAUGACAGCUUUGCACACUCUUCACGAGAUGCACACUCUUCCAGCUUCAUGAGAUUGUCACCUGGAAUGCAUUUCAAUUAACAGGUGUGCCUUGUUAAAAGUUAAUUUGUGGACUUUCUUUCCUUCUUAAUGCAUUUGAGCCAAUCAGUUGUGUUGUGACAAGGUAGGGGUGGUAUACAGAAGAAAGCCCUAUUUGGUGAAAGACCAAGUCCAUAUUAUGGCAAGAACAGCUCAAAUAAGCAAAGAGAAACGACAGUCCAUCAUUACUUUAAGACAUGAAGGUCAGUCAAUCCAGAACAUUUCCACGAACUUUGAACGUUUCUUCAAGUGCAGUCGCAAAAACCAUCAAGCGCUAUGAUUGAAACUGGCUCUCAUGAGGACCGCCACAGGAAAGGAAGACCCAGAGUUACCUCUGCUGCAGAGGAUACAUUCAUUAGAGUUAACUGCACCUCAGAUAGCAGCCCAAAUAUAUGCUUCACAGAGUUCAAUAAUAAUAAUAAUAAUAAUAAUAAUAAUAUGCCAUUUAGCAGACGCUUUUAUCCAAAGCGACUUAGUCAUGCGUGCAUACAUUAUUAUUUUUUUGUGUAUGGGUGGUCCCGGGGAUCGAACCCACUACCUUGGCGUUACAAGCGCCGUGCUCUUACCAGCUGAGCUACAGAGGACCACUCAGUUGACUCCUGAGUGGCGCAGUGGUCUAAGGCACUGCAUCGCAGUGCUAACUGUGCCACUAGAGAUCCUGGUUCGAAUCCAGGCUCUGUCGCAGCCGGCGUGUGGCGCGGCGUUGUGCGCCGCCCAUGAGUCUCCCGGUCGCAACCGACACAUCUCAACAUCAACUAUUCAGAGACUGUGUAAAUCAGGCCUUCAUGGUCGAAUUGCUGCAAGGAAACCACUACUAAAGGACACCAAUAAGAAGAAGAGACUUGCUUGGUCCAAGAAACACGAGCAAUGGACAUUAGACCGGUGGAAAUCUGUCCUUUUGGUCUUAUUAGUCUAAAUUUGAGAUUUCUGGUUCCAACUGCCGUGUCUUUGUGAGACGCAGAGUAGGUGAACGGAUGAUCUCCGCAUGUGUGGUUCCCACUGUGAAGCAUGGAGGAGGAGGUGUGAUGGUGUGGGGGUGCUUUGCUGGUGACACUGUCUGUGAUGAUUUAUUUCGAAUUCAAGGCACACUUAACCAGCAUGGCUACCACAGCAUUCUGCAGCGAUACGCCAUCCCAUCUGGUUUGCGCUUAGUGGGACUAUAAUUUGUUUUUCAACAGGACAAUAACCCAAAACACACCAGGCUGUGUAAGGGCUAUUUGACCAAGGAGAGUGAUGGAGUGCUGCAUCAGAUGACCUGGCCUCCACAAUCCCCCGACCUCAACCCAAUUGAGAUGGUUUGGGAUGAGUUGGACCGCAGAGUGAAGGAAAAGCAGCCAACAAGUGCUCAGCAUAUGUGGGAGCUCCUUCAAGACUGUUGGAAAAGCAUUCCUCAUGAAGCUGGUUGAGAGAAUGCCAAGAGUGUGCAAAGCUAUCAUCAAGACAAAGGGUGGAUACAUUGAAGAAUCUCAAAUAUAAAAUAUUUUGAUUUGUUUAACACUUUUUUGGUUACUACAUGAUUCCAUAUGUGUUAUUUCAUAGUUUUGAUGUCUUCACUAUUAUUCUACAAUGUAGAAAAUAGUAAAAAUAAAGAGAAACCCUUCAAUAAGUAAGUGUGUCCAAACUUUUGACUGGUACUGUAUAUAUUCCAGACUCUGACAUUUGCUCGUUCUGAUAUUUCUUGAUUUCUUUCUUUUUUUUAAAUAUUUUUUGGACUUGUGUGUAUUGUUUGUCAUUACUGCAUUAUUGGAGCUAGAAACAUAAGUAUGUCACUGCACCUGUGAUAACAUAUGACCAAUGAAAUGUUAUUUGAUUUAGUGCACUGCUUUUGACUAGGGCCCCCUUUAUGAAUAUAUUUAAAUUGAUUGAUUGACAGGUGGUGUACGAGGACGUUUUCCCUGAUAAGUUUGGCACCCUGAAGAAAAUGAUCAAAGAUCCUGCAGGAGGCCUGGUGUGGAUUUACACUGAGAAGGCUGUCUUUAGGUAUGUUUACAUUCCAUUUUAUAUUUUAGUCAUUUAACAGACACUCCUGCCCAGAGAGACUUACAAUUAGUGCAUUCAACUAAGAUCGGCAAAACAACCGCAUAUCACGGCCAUAUCACUGUCAUUGCUUGUCCAUAUAUGUAUAUGCUCUUAAAUUCCAUUCCUUACUAGAUUUGUGUGUGUUGGGUAUAUGUUGUGAAAUUGUUAGAUAUUACUUGUUAGAUAUUACUGCACUGUCGGAGCUAGAAGCACAAGCAUUUCGCUACACCCGCUAUAACAGGAGGAGCACUGCCAGAGCCCUGCAAAAUGACCUCCAGCAGGCCACAAAUGUGCAUGUGUCUGCUCAAAUGGUCAGAAACAGACUCCAUGAGGGUGAUAUGAGGGCCCGACGUCCACAGGUGGGGGUUGUGCUUACAGCCCAACACUGUGCAGGACGUUUGGCAUUUGCCAGAGAACACCAAGAUUGGCAAAUUCGCCACUGGCGCCCUGUGCUCUUCACAGAUGAAAGCAGGUUCACACUGAGCACAUGUGACAGACGUGACAGAGUCUGGAGAUGCCGUGGAGAACGUUCUGCUGCCUGCAACAUCCUCCAGCAUGACCGGUUUGGCGGUGGGUCAGUCAUGGUGUGGGGUGGCAUUUCUUUGGGGGGCCGCACAGCCCUCCAUGUGCUCGCCAGAGGUAGCCUGACUGCCAUUAGGUACCGAGAUGAGAUCCUCAGACCCCUUGUGAGACCAUAUGCUGGUGCGGUUGGCCCUGGGUUCCUCCUAAUGCAAGACAAUGCUAGACCUCAUGUGGCUGGAGUGUGUCAGCAGUUCCUGCAAGAGGAAGGCAUUGAUGCUAUGGACUGGCCCGCCCGUUCCCCAGACCUGAAUCCAAUUGAGCACAUCUGGGACAUCAUGUCUCGUUCCAUCCACCAACGCCACGUUGCACCACAGACUGUCCAGGAGUUGGCGGAUGCUUUAGUCCAGGUCUGGGAGGAGAUCCCUCAGGAGACCAUCCGCCACCUCAUCAGGAGCAUGCCCAGGCGUUGUAGGGAGGUCAUACAGGCACGUGGAGGCCACACACACUACUGAGCCUCAUUUUGACUUGUUUUAAGUUGGAUCAGCCUGUAGUGUGGUUUUCCACUUUAAUUUUGAGGGUGACUCCAAAUCCAGACCUCCAUGGGUUGAUAAAUUUGAUUUCCAUGGAUAAUUUUUGUGUGAUUUUGUUGUCAGCACAUUCAACUAUGUAAAGAAAAAAGUAUUUAAUAAGAUUAUUUCAUUCAUUCAGAUCUAGGAUGUGUUGUUUAAGUGUUUCCUUUAUUUUUUUGAGCAGUGUAUUAUAAUAAUAAUAAUAAUAAUAAAAAUAAUAUGCCAUUUAGCAGACGCUUUUAUCCAAAGCGACUUACAGUCAUGUGCGCAUACAUUUUUACGUAUGGGUGGUCCCGGGGAUCGAACCCACUACCCUGGCGUUACAAGCUCCAUGCUCUACCAAUUGAGCUACAGAGGACCACAAUACAUUCUAUUUGAUAUCACUGCCAUUGGCAGUAAAUCCUUUACAAUAGCCACUAUCUGUGGAAUCAGGAUAGAUCAGCCAUUGGCAGUUAAACCUUGUUCAGCCACUAUCUGUGGAAUCAGGCUAGAUCUGCCAUUGGCAGUUAAACCUUGUUCAGCCACUAUCUGUGGAAUCAGGCUAGAUCUGCCAUUGGCAGUUAAACCCUUGUUCAGCCACUAUCUGUGGAAUCAGACUAGAAAGAAAAGACAAGUAAGCGUGACAAGUACAACAGUAUGUUUAUUUUUUAUUUUUUUCUCUCUCAAUCCAGAUACCACAUCCAGAGAGAAGCCAGGGAUGUGUGGCAGAUGUACAUGAGUAUGAACAAGUUUGACCUGGCUAAGGAGUACUGCCGGGACCGGCCAGAGUGCAUGGACAUGGUUCUGGCUAAAGAGGCAGAGCACUGCUUCCAGAACAAACGCUACCUGGAGAGUGCUAAGUGCUACGCCCUGACCCAGAACUACUUUGAAGAGAUUGCUUUGAAGUUUAUCGAGGCAAAACAGGACGAGGCUCUGAAAGAGUUCCUGCUGAAGAAACUCAAUAAUUUAAAACAGGUAUGAUGUUUCUGUGUUUUUGUGACUAAGUUUAUAUAAUUCAAUACCAUACAACUUUGUCCAUUACAGAGAACAAUGGAAGCUUCUGCUCACUUCUCAACCCCCCCCAGAUAGUUUGUCUUUUGUGUGGUCUGUUUUCAACUGUGUAUUUUUAUCAUGUCAUAUUUGAAACCUUUUUCAUCAUGUUACCCCUGCUUGCAAAGCAACUUUUCUUCUGGGGACAAUAAAGAUUGAUUGAUUGAUUGAUUGAUUGAUUGAAACAGAGUGAGAAGACCCAGAUCACCUUACUGGUCACCUGGCUGACUGAGCUCUAUCUGAACCGCCUGGGGCUUCUAGAAUCAGAUGAUGGGAAACAUGGGGUGUUCCAGGAGACGCGUGAUGAGUUCCGGAAGUUCCUCAGUAGCUCCAAACACAAGGAGUGUCUCUAUAACAACCGUACGACCAUCUAUGACCUGCUGGCUAGCCAUGGCAACGUGGACGACAUGGUCUACUUCUCUGUCAUCAUGAAGGUAUCUUAUGAUGCUAUUUAUCCAGGCUUGGGUUCAAGUCAGAAAGGGAUCCACAUUUCAAUUCCAAAAUGUCCUCAUUGAAAAGCAUUGAAGAGAAUCGGAAUUUGAAUUUGAGUGUACUUCCUGAAUUGUCUGGAAUUGAAAUGGAAUUGACCCCAACCCUGCUAUUCAUUCAUGGGAUUGUAUUGUGGUAUUUAUAGCUGCUAUCUUUUGGUGGUCUCUAAUGGUGCGGCAUGUUUAGGACACUUUCUAUGGCUGAUGACUUUAUUUUCAGUUUUGUAAAGUAUGUAUGUUUAUGUGCUACUGUUUGACAUGACAUUUUAAUAAAGAAUCUAUAUCUAUUUAUCUCUCUAGGACUAUGAGAGGGUGAUCUCCCACCACUGUCAGCAUGAUGACUAUAGCGCCGCCCUGGAGGUGCUCUCUAAGCACUGCGACGAGAAACUCUUCUAUAAGUUCUCCCCCGUCCUCAUGCAACACAUACCUAAGAAGGUGAUGCAACGAUUUUAUCUGCUUGCAUUGAAAUGUUUUGUUGUUUAUUGUUGUCUGUGUUCAAGUACACUGCAAUUCUGUUUGAAAUGCAAUACAAUACCAUACCAUACUUGAUUGUCCAUUUUCGUAGAAAUUCAUGGCAUGUAAAGUGCCAACGUGUAUUUGUGUGAAGGGGAAUGAAUGAAUAUACCUCUAAUAAUCACAAGGUGGUAGAUGCCUGGAUCCAGAUGGGUAGCAGGCUGGAACCUAAGAAACUGAUCCCAGCCCUGGUCAACUACAGUCAGAUGGGUUCUACACAACAGAUCCACGAGACCAUCCGCUACAUGGAGUUCUGCGUCUACCAGCUCACGGUGACAGAAGAGGCCAUACACAACUAUCUGCUGUCCCUCUACGCCAAGUACAAACCUGAUAGUCUCCUGUGGUACCUGGAACAGGUAGGUUCAAGGCUGUGUCCGUCCCAAAUGGCACCCUAUCCCCUAUGUAGUACACUACUGUGGACCCAUAGAGACGCAGACCAAAUGCUAAUUAUAUUAUGUACCUUUUUUUUUUUUGUAAUGUCAUGUUUUCCCUAUAUUUGCUAUUUUAUUCUUAAUUUACUCUGUGUCCUUGGGUAUCUUGAUCAAAUAUACAUAAACACAUUAAUUGUUAAUGAAUUAUUAUGAAUAAAAAGUGAUGUUAUUGUUAUUAUUAUUGACAGGCUGGUACCCACGCGUCCGACAUCCACUAUGACUUAAAGUACACCCUGAGGCUGUGUGCGGAACAUGGCUUCCUCCAGGCCUGUGUUCUGGUCUAUAAGAUCAUGGGGCUGUAUGAGGAAGCUGUCGAUCUGGCUCUACAAGUGAGUAUCUUGGCUAGUUUUGAUUAAUGUUUACAUUGGAUAAAGUAAUCCUUCUACCCCCCCCCCCUUACUCCAACCCACCCCCCUACAAAAACAACAUCAAAAAUUAAAAUAAUGAAUAAAUAUAUAAAAAUAAAAAUUAAUAAAAAACAAAAAACAUUGUAAAGUGGUUAUCCCACUGGCCAUAAGGUGAAUGCACCUAUUUGUAAGUCGCUCUGGAUAAGAGCGUCUGCUAAAUGACUAAAAUGUAAAUGUUACAUUUACAUUUUAGUCAUUUAGCAAGACGCUCUUAUCCAGAGCGACUUACAGUUAGCAAUACAUUUUUUAAUCGAACCCACAACCCUGGCGUUGCAAACGCCAUGCUCUACCAACUGAGCUACAUCCCCUGCGGCCAUUCCCUCCCCUACCCUGGACGACGCUGGGCCAAUUGUGUGCCGCCCAUGGGUCUCCCGGUCGCGGCCGCUACGACAGAGCCUGGACUAAUAUGUAGCUAAAUGUUGAUCAUGUGAUAUUAACGGGAUGUUGUAACAGCCACACAUGCCAAGAUAGAAAGUGGAAGUGCCAAUAGUGAGCUACACGGUCAUAUAGGUUAUCUGAAAGUGCUAUUGGUCUACGUCAGUAUACACCGAGUGGACAAAACAUUAGGAACACCUUCCUAAUAUUGAGUUGCACCCCCUUUUGCCCUCAGAACAGCCUCAAUUCAUCGAGCAACAGACUCUACAAGGUGUCGAAGGCGUUCCACAGGGAUGCUGGCCCAUGUUGACUCCAAGCUUCCCACAGUUGUCGUCUCCGAGUGCGCAGUGGUUAAGCAUGUGUGCACAGAUCGGUUCGAAUGGCCUGGACGUCCUUGCCCAGGUGGGUAGGGGAGGGAAUGGCGGCAGGGAUGUAGCUCUUGAUAGCAUGCGUUGCACAGGGUGGGUAAUCCCACGGGGGGCCAUAUAAAAAAAUAUGUAUCACUACUUGAAGUCGCUUGGAUAAAGCAUCUGCUAAACCAGUGGCUGGACGCCUUUGGUGUGCACCAUACUACCAUACCGGGAAACUGUUCAAAGGCACUACUCAUACCCUGUUCAAAUAUCUGUCUGCCCAUUCACCCUCUGAAUGGCACACACACACGAUCCAUGUCUCAAUUGUCUCAAGGCUUUAAAAUCCUUCUUUAGAGGGCCUCCUGAGAGGCGUCACUACAGACCCGGGUUCGAUCCCGAGCUGUAUCACUUAGGGCGGCGCACAAUUGGCCCAACGUGGUCCGGGUUAGGGUAGGGUUUGACCGGGGGGGGGGGGGGGGGGGGGGGGGGGCUUUACUUGGCUCAUCAUGCUCUAGAGACUCCUUGUGGCGGGCCGGACACAUUGGUGCGGCUGGCUUCCGGGUUAAGUGGGCGGGUGUUAAGAAGCGUGGUUUGGCAAGUCAUGUUUCGGAAGACGCAUGACUCGACCUUCGCCUCCCGAGCCCGUUGGGGAGUUGCAGCGAUGAGACAAGAUUGAAAUUGGGGAGAAAAAGGGGGUAAAAUACAUCCUUUAACCGUCUCCUCCCCUUCAUCUACACUGAUUUGAAGUGGAUUUAACAAGUGACAUCAAUAAGGGAUCAUAUUCCUAAUGUAAUUGCCACCUUUAGCUGCAAUGACUCCAACCAAACACUUCCUGUAGUUGUUGAUCAGUCCCUCACGUCGCUGUGGAGGAAUUUAGGCCCUCUCUUCCAUGCAGAACUGCUUUAACUCGGCGACAUUUGUGGGUUUUCGAGCAUGAACUGCUCGUUUAAAGUCCUGCCUCAUGUCGUCCAAUUAUUAUUUUAUUUUUUUUUUCUAAACUCAGGUUCCCUUUAUCUAAUAUUAGGUUUUGGUUGAAGAUAUGAUAACAUUCAGUAUAAAAAAAUAUGCAAAAAUAGAGAAAAUCAGAAAGGUGGCAAAUACUUUUUCACAGCACUGUGUUAAAACAGGAUCUGAAAGUGGUAUUAGUCUACAUGAGUAAAUGUUAAAACAGGAUCUGAAAGUGGUAUUAGUCUACAUCAGUAAAUGUUAAAACAGGAUCUGAAAGUGCAUCUAUCAAGCGUGCAUGUUGUUAUUUUGGCUACGCACAGCACUGGGGGGGGGGAGCUUUCCUAAACCAGCUGGUGUGUAACUCUUCUCCUGUGCUGUUGAGAUGCAAGAUACAUUUCCCGAAAGGGACACAAUAAUGAAUUAUUAUUAUUAUUAUUAUUAUUAUUAUUAUUAUUAUUCCAGGUGGAUGUGGACCUGGCCAAGUCGUGUGCUGACCUGCCUGAGGAUGACGAGGAGUUGAGGAAGAAGUUGUGGCUGAAGAUCGCCCGUCACGUGGUGCAGGAGGAGAAGGAUGUGAAGAAGGCCAUGAACUGUCUGUCCAGCUGUAACCUGCUGAAGAUAGAAGACAUACUGCCUUUCUUCCCAGACUUCGUCACCAUAGACCACUUCAAGGUUUACCCUGUUAAAGAUAAUACAUUGGAUUUAUAUAGCAUUUUUCUUAAGCCCAAAGACACUUCUACACACAAUUUUUACAUUUUAGUCAUUUAGCAGACACUCUUAUCCAGAGCGAUAUACAGUUAGUGAGUGCAUACAUUUUUCAUACUGGCCCCCCCCAUGGGAAUCGAACACACAACCCUGGCGUUGCAAGCGCCAUGCUCUACCAACUGAACUACUGGGGACUAAGUACAUAGAGAAGUAAUCAGACCUUUGUCUUUUAUACUAUGUAGGUUAUAUUCUACAAAGUUCAGUGUUUGAGGUGCGCUUCAUUUACCUUGGAUCUUGUACUUUUGUGACUAUUCCAUUGGUUUCGUUGUACCAGGCAAAUCCAAACAUAUCGCAAGCAUAUGUGUAUAUAUUGUGUGUAUGACGUGUUGGAACCAAAUUAAUUUCCCCAUGUAGGAUAAUGAAGUUGACAAAAACGAUAUCCCUCCCUCCCUCCCUCCCUCCCUCCCUCUCUCCCUCCCUCCCCCCCUCCCUCCCUCCCUCCCCCCUCCCUCCCUCCCUCCCUCCCUCCCCCCCUCCCUCCCUCCCUCCCUCCCUCCCUCCCCCCUGCAGGAGGCGAUCUGCAGCUCUUUAGAGGAGUACAACCAGCACAUAGACGAGCUGAAGCAGGAGAUGGAGGAGGCGACGGAGAGCGCCAAGCGGAUCAGAGAGGACAUCCAGGAGAUGAGGAACAAGUACGGGGUGGUGGAGAGCCAGGAGAAAUGCGCUGCCUGCGACUUCCCCCUCCUCAACAGACCCUUCUACCUGUUCCUGUGUGGUCACAUGUUCCACUACGACUGCCUCUUCCUGGAGGUCAGUGUGCAAACCGUUUUUAUUUGACCCUUGAAGCUAUUUCAAGAACGGUUGUCUAACGAUAUAUACCAGGAGGUCAUACCAGUAGGUCAGUAGCACACCAUUUUUACCUUGACCUUUGACCCUAUUUCAUGAAGAGUUGGCUAACAAUGUAACAAUGCAAACAGAGACAUCGGGUCAUUACUACAUACAUUUGUUAAUGAUGUACACUACAUACAGAAGGAAAAUAGCUUGGAGGGGUAUAUCCCAAAAACAUUAUCAUAAGAACCAGAUAUGUCUCAUUAUAAUCACAACUAAUAUGUCAUUUCUUUCAGGAGAUUCAAUAGUUCAAUAACCUAUUUAUUAUUCACUACCAUAUAUGGACCUCACAUACUGUAACGGUGUAUCUUUCCUCAGGUGAGCCCUCACCUGUCCACUUACAAGCAGACUAAACUAGGUGAGCUGCAGAAGAAGCUGGCCGCAGCCACUCAGGCCUCCAAGUCUCGCCACCGCCCCUCCCCCAAGGAGAAGGAGAAGGAGGAGGGGAACGACACUGCCAGCCUGGGCAAAGGAAGCGCCGGGGUCAGCCGCGAGCAGAUCAAGUCUGACAUCGAUGACAUCAUCGCGUGUGAAUGUGUGUACUGCGGCGAGCUGAUGAUCAAGUCGAUCGACAAGCCGUUUAUUGAUCCACAGAAGUUAGAGGAGGAGAAGUCCAGCUGGCUCUGAGUGAAAUGGUUGGCAGCUUGGCACUGAAACUGGAUGGGUCUGAAAUGGCAGAUUUGAGGUGGCUCGCUGAAAUGAACUAGGUCUGAAAUGGACUGCCUGAUAUGAGCGGGGAAAAUUAGACUGAAAAAGGUCUGAAAUUAGUGAAAUGGGCUUUAGCUGUCUGAACCUAUGAGAGCUGAAAUAGAUUUGUCUAUUUUCAGAAAUAGCUGAAAUGAUGACUGAAAUGUGCAGCAUGUGUUGUCUGAAAUGGAAACGACCAGUGUGUAGAUUGCUGUGUGUGUACUAUAGGCCAGGAAACAGCUGUUAUUCUCUGUGAUAAUGGGACGUAUCGCCACAGCUGCACAGUGCCUGGUGAUGGGUACUCACAGGAGUGGGGAAGAAUGCAGGCGCUCCUAUAUAAGCUCUUCUCCCCUAAUCGUAACAUGAUAUAUUCUACAGUCUCUCUCUCUCUCAUUUCUCU